Molecule: messenger RNA, 5643 nt
Organism: Stegostoma tigrinum
Lineage: Eukaryota; Metazoa; Chordata; Chondrichthyes; Orectolobiformes; Stegostomatidae
Gene: gcc1
Product: GRIP and coiled-coil domain containing 1
Exons: 3
Coding region: 731-3064 (777 amino acids)
Cellular component (GO): Golgi apparatus
Source: RefSeq, a predicted model, not a curated record
CUGAGCUGACCCCUCACCCUGAGCAGGGUGACCUUCUCAAGAUGGCGUCUUUCCUGUUCCAUUGGCGACGUCAGCAAAGGCUUUCAGGCCUCAACGGCUUGGUCUCGGAUUGAAGGCGACAGUCAGCCCGGAGAGGAGGCAGGUCUGGGUGAGAAAUCGCUUUAAGGCCGACACGAAGACGUUUUACUUGGGAGAGAGGGUAACGGAUUGGAGUGCGGUGUUAGGUUGGAGGGUACUGGUUGACUCUGGGUCCGCUGCUCUCGGUGAGUGAGGCUCUGGUUCCAUUGAGGCCCCGUCAGGCGCGGUGAAAGAUCUCAGGAGUAUUCCCGUUAAAUGCAGCUGAUUCCUCCGCCCCAGCCCUGGACAAUAUUCUUAUUUAUCUUUCAGACAGCACCAUUUCCUUGGGCCUUAUUAAGCCUCUAAUCUGAACUUUAUGAAUUAUUGUUAUGGGGACUUUGUUAAACAGAAAUUGUUCCCUACAGCAAUAAAUAGACCUCGAAAAGUACUUCAUUAUCUCCAGAGCACUUCGAGAAAUUCUGAGUUCAUGAAAGGCCUCGGAAAUAAGUGACUUAUCUUUUGAAGAUAGUCAGAAUUUGUGUUUCGUUAUACAGCGCAUUUCGUAACAUUCCAAAGCGCUUUACAAAAAUUAAAGUGCAUGAUAACAACGUGGAAAGCACCAGCAAAAUUGCAUACAAUGUGCUCCUUGCUUUGAGAUCUUCUCUGAACAGAAAUGGAGAAGUUUGGUGUGAACUUUGGUGGCCCCAGUAAGAAAGAACUUUUGGAUACAAUUGAGACACAGAAGAAGCAACUGUUCCAAUACCAGACACGUCUCCGAGAUGUUGUCCGUGCUUACAAAAGCCUCCUCAAAGAAAAGGAGGCAUUAGAGGCCAGUUUGAAAGUCCUUUCUGUGUCACAAGAGGUCGAUAAAAGUUUACAGAACUUAGGUCCUGGAAGUACAACCUCUGAACCCGGAGAUGACCAAAGUUCAGUUCAUAGUGAGGACAGUUUGGGGACAAUGAAUAGUAUGGAUGCAGCAGUGAGCACCAAAGGAGAAUUGAAUGAGGAGGAUAAAGGGUCAGUUGAACAUGUGGCUGGAGGAAACUCUUCCCCAAAAUCUGAAGAAGCUAAUGGUUCAGAAAGCGGCAUCAGUGUUGGGAGCGGUGAGCAGCAAAGCAUCAGUGACACAGAUAAAAUUGUGCAGUUGAAGAGUCAGUUGGCAACACUGACCAAUUCUUUGGCAACAGUCACACAGGAGAAAUCACGCAUGGAGGCAUCCUAUUUAACAGACAAAAAGAAAAUGAGGCAGGAGCUAGAAGUCUUGACCCAAAAGUUUGAAGAAGAAAGUGCCAUCUACGAAGCAGAGGUUAAUAAAGUCCAGGAACAACUCGCAGAGGCCAAAGCUCGCAUCAUUACCCAGCAGCAUGAACGAAGUCGGGAACAGAGUGAUCAUGCCUCAAUGCUCCAUGAACUUCAAAAGUUGUUGCAGGAAGAGAGAGCUUUACGUCAAGAUGUAGAACUAAAAUUAGAAGAUACAAGGGAGAUGUUGACAUCAAAAAGUCAUGCAGCAGACAGGGUGGAUGACUGUGAGUCUCAAAUGAAGCAUCUGAGUCGGGAAGUAGAUGAGGUGAAGUGUGCAUUACGGCUUGCUGAAGAAGAGAGGACAAGACCAGACCCACGUAUAAAGGAAUUGGAGGAAGAAAUAAAUGAGACAAAGGCUCGUUAUCAAGCACAGCUUCAACUGGAAAUGAGAAAGGCUGCUCAGGCACAGGAACAGCUGCAUCACUUGUCUCAAGUGGAGGAAGAACGUGUUGCAAAUUUGGAAGGCAGAGUUUCUGAGCUUUCAGAUCUCCUUGGCACUUAUGACAAGAGUAAACAGAAAGACAAAAUGACAAUUUACAAAUUGAAGGAACGUAUAAUUCAGUUGGAUAUGGAAAACAAGACGUUGGCUAUUGCUGCUUCCAACAGAGCCCCUUCAGAUCUAACAAUAGAUGAAUCAAAUCUUGAUGUUAAUAUUUUAAGAGACAAAAUGGAAAAGCUGAAGCGACUAUUGGUAUUGGCAAUCCAGAAAUCGCAGGAACCCUUAGACGUAGAGAAACUUUGUGAAGUUGAUGUGGCAGAUACACCUGAAACAUCAGAUGGUGAGAAGGCCUCCGUUUUCUAUUAUCAACAAGAGUUGAAGCAGCUGAAGGAAGAGUUUGAACGCUACAAGAUGAGGGCUCAAGUUGUUCUCAAAAACAAGAACGCCAAAGAUGGCAAUACAACCAAAGAGCUGGAGAGUUUGCGCGAACAGCUGGCAGAGCUGAAGGAGAAGUAUAUUACCCAGCGACUAGCGUUUGAUGAAAUGGAAACCAAACACAAAGCUGAGAUUGAAACAAAGAAUCUAGACAUUAGCCAACUCCAAGCAACUCACAAGAAGGAAAUAGAAAAGCUCGAGAGCCAGUGUCAUGAGAGAGUUAUUAAACUGGAAGAAGAAAUGCAUAAACAUAGAGACAGAGCUCUUGCAGUCUUAGCUGAGAAAGAUAGAGACACCGAAACUCUGCGUUCAGGCUUUAGUGGGCUACCUAAUCAUAGAAAUGAUCUUGAGAACAGGUUUUGGUCUGAUGGGGAAGGUUCUCAGAACACAGAUCACUCUCAAGAUUUCUGUCAAGAUAUUCUAAAACAGACAGCCAAUUUUUCAGGAUCCAAUGAACCCACUUUUCUUCACUAUGCAGAACAGCUAGCUCGAAAGGAGCUUGAGGUCACAACACUGAGAAAACAGAAACACCAAAUGGAAGCUGUGAUUCAUGAACUGGAGGAUAGACUUCUGAUGGAGAAGGAACGACACAAAGAAGUAGUAGAAGUUCUUCAAGAUGAGAUACAAAAACAUCUCAGAGACAAGAAACGUGAAGGAGCGAACCUAGAGUAUGUAAAAAAUGUAACAUACCGGUUUCUAACCAUGCCAGAUGCCCUUGGGCGCCAGCAGACAUUAACUGCUAUUCUCACAGUGUUGCACUUUAGUCCUCAGGAGAAGCAAAAUGUAAUGAAACAGCAGGCAAGCAGCUGGUGGGGCUCUGGCAAAAGAUGACUUACACACCACUUAUUCUGGACCGUGAUAGUUGUUAUUUGGUUAUUUAAUAGAAAAUGCACUUUUUCAGGUAUUUCUUACUAAUAGAGUUUUAUAGCAGGGCAUUUAUUUCUGUAAACACUAGCUGUACUAUAGUUUAGUGUCACUGCCAUUGCCAAAAAAUAAAAUCCUCCUAAUGCACAUCUAACAGCCUAAUCUGGCAACAGUACUCUAGUUCAUAAUGUGACAUUGGAAUAGUAUGUCAACCAGUUAUCUCUAUAUUCCAAUUUUGAGAGGAUUAAGGAUAUAAAACAACUCUUGAAAGAAACUAAUUUGCUUUAAUAAAGUUUCUGUAAGACCUUUAAAUUCUACUGCCAAGAAGCUUUGCUUUGUAAAAUAGCAUUCUUGUUUACAAAAUAAUCUUGUGUUUAUAAUGGGGACCAUACAGGAAGCUAAAGAAAGGGCUUGCUAAUACUUAUUUUUCCCUAUUUCAUUCACUCCUGAUUCUUUUGAUGUGAAGAUUUUGACCCUGUGUUCUUCAAUGCAGGCAUCAGUUUGCCUUUUCACAAGUGUUUUUUUUCAGUGCUUUGAACUAUAGCUAUUUUUCUGUACAAAGAACACUGCUAGUUCAGCAGGUCAGUCAAAUACCUAUGUUUCUCUCUCACAACUUAGAUUAAGUAAAGUACAGAAAUGUGAAUGCUAGCGAUCCGAAUGCGUGCACAAACAAAAAUUGCCAGAGAAACUUAACAGGUCUGGCAAUAUCUGUGGAGAUAAGUUAAUAUUUCAAGUACAGUGACCCAGCAGAGAUUCUGCUGAAUUUCUUCAUCAAUUUCUGUUUUGUAUGUGUUUGAGAUUUAAAUCCUUCACAUCGGAAUUUCAGUCAUUUAUUUAAUAAUCUCAUUUCCACAAGUGGUUCCUUUUCACUCUGCAUGACUUCAAAGGCAACAGAAAUUAGAGAAAGGACAACAUGACAGAUUUGAGAUUUUCCACUGAAGUCACAGCUAUCUUACAAGAUCAGUUUGAUUAAUGAAGUGCCUUGGAAUGUUGUACCAAACUGAAUGGUAUUGCUGCUGAUUUUUGAUUGCCCAACUAAAGGAAAAAUUUAAUUGAUAAACUUGCCACGCUGCAUGAUACUAUCGGGCCAUCAUGUUUUGCUGGCUCCUUCAAAGACAUAAUCAAUGAAUCCCACUUCCCACUUAUUUUCCCAUACGCCCUGCAACUGUUCCCUUUUCAAGUUUAAUGCCCUUGGAACUCUUCCCAACACCCAUUCAGACAGUGCAUUCCAGAUUAUUGGUGGCAGUGAAACUACUAUACACAUGGCCUAACCCAACUUAAUGGUAAGGUUCUGGGGAGUGUUGCUGAGCAAAGAGACAUUGGAGUCCAUGUUCAUAGUCCCCUGAAAGUGGAGUUGCAGAUAUAGGGUAGUGAACGCAGCAUUUGAUACACUUGCCUUUAUUGGUCGGUGCAUUGAGUGUAGGGGUUGGGAGGUCAUGUUGAGGCUGUAUAGCACAUUGGCUAGGCCAUUUUUUUUGGAAUAUUGCAUCCAGUUCUUGCCUUCCUGAUAAAGGAAAGAUUAUGACUUUGCCAGAAAAGCUCAGUAGGUCUGGCUACAUCUGUGGAAAGAAAUCAAAGUUAACUUUUGGAUCAAGUGACCCUUCCUCAGUAGUUAACCCUGAUUUGUCUCCAUAGAUGUUACCAGACUGAUUGAGCUUUUCCAGCAAUUGCUACUCUUGCCUGAUUUACAGCAUCCACAGUCCUUUGUGUUUUUUUAAUAUAUAGGGAAAAUGUUAAACUUGAAAGGGCUUGUAAAAGAUUUACAAGGACAUUGCCAGGAUUGGAGGGUAUGAGCUGUAGGGAGAGGCUGCGUAGGCUGGGGUCAUUUUUCUUGGAGCAUCAAAGCCUUUUGUGGUGACUUUAUAGAGUUUCAUAAAAAUCAUUAAGGGCAUGGAAAAGGUUAAUAGGCAACGUCUUUUCCCCACAGUAGAGAAGACCAAAACUAGAGGGCAUAGGUUUAAGAGGAGAGGGGAAAGACUUAAGGGACCUAAGGGGCAACCUUUUUCACAGAGGGUGGUGCGAGUAUGGAACUAACUGCCAGAGGACAUGGUGGAGGUUGGUACAAUUACCCAUCCAGCUGCCUCUUUAAAUGAUGUAUGUGAAUAGGAAGGAUUUCACAGGAUAUGGGCAAUUGCUGGCACUGGGAUAAGAUUUAAUUUAGGAUACCUGGUAAGCAUGGAUGAGUUGACCCAAAAGGUCUGUUUCCGAGCUGUACAUCCCUAUGACUCUAAGUGUUCAGUGAUUCAUCACAGUGUUCUGUCAGUCACAUUGUAAUUUGCAUUUGGCAUCGUAGAACACAAUGGGCAUGUUUAAAUCCAUUCAGUAGUCAGACUGCCUUUGCCUUGUAGAUUUGCAGUUACCUCUAACUCAUUGCUAUUCCAUACGAGCAUACUCAUUGUGAUUUCUCCUUGUCCUGGACAUUUAGGAAUUACUUUGAAAUGUAACAAAUGUGUAGGAUAGUUAAUAAAAAUUGGUUUGGAGACUUUGAUGCAAAUUGCUUGAGCAUAAAUUUUGGUUGUACUCUCCUUUGUCUUUUUUUGUGUAUA